CAGACUCGGACUCUAGAGUAUGUUACUACGCAUGUCUGUCACGGUACGACUAUGACAUUGUACGCGGUAUCUAUCUGUCUCUCUCUACACCGCGGCCCUAUCAGCCGCGAGGCGAUAUUCCAUGUCGAACGCGCGAUCUCGUCAAUUGGCCUAUUUCAAAGACAACAUUCAGUCGCAGGACGACCAGGUUCCCCGUAGAAUAUUACUCAAUUACUCAGCCUUCUCAGGAUGAAUUCGAUGCAUCCAGAUACUACUACAACCGUGAUGACCAAGUACUUACCGCACCAUCUAGUUCCAAGAUAACGUGUCGUCCGCGUCACUGCCCCGAUACCUAGGCCUUAGGUUCAGCUGCCGGAGCAGUAACUUCUUCACCAUUUACUGGAGGGACUGCUGGUCCGUCAUCAUUUUCAGCUUCAAACCAGUAAAUAUUUAAAACUACAGGUAAUUUCUCCUCGCACGCGACGCACGCGAUCGCUGGGCAAAAUUCUAUGACGCCGCACUGCCCCAUGUCAUUAUUCUCAAUAGAUCUCAAUCUCAGAGCUCAAUUGUAUAACAGGUUCGCUCCAUCUAGUGAUCUGCUUGCGAUGUUAAGUAGAGGGAUAUCUACGGGUUCAAAUGAGCCAUCUCAAACUGGUCAGAGUUUACUGGAUAGCUCAAAUAGUAAAAAAGCGUUGUAAUUUAAAGUCUCAACCCUUAUAGUCUCGUUUUUUAGCUGACACCACAAAUCAACCCUUGGUGUCUGGGGGGCAUAUUGCACAUAUUCCGCCAAACCGAGAGACUCGCAGAGUACCAUUUGAUAUGUCCGAUUUCCCAGCACUCGCCGGGUCCCAUCCCUGUGUCGUCAGUUAACUUCUAAGUAUGGUAACAACUUAAACCCAGUCAUGUCUCGCUACCACAUUGUACCUCACGCGAACCGUACCUAUUCAGUGUAUGCUCUUCAUUACACUAGCAACACAUGCUUUUCCAUUAGACUGGAGGAGGAUAUGCCUGGGGUCAGCAGCCUGCCCUGCAAUGACAAUACAAUGACUAUUGGUAAGGACCCAACACCAAUGGACGCACUUACGUCGGCAGAAAUACAUCAACUAACAUCAGAAGUUCUUCAUAGUGACAAUCCUCCAGAGAAGCGACUGUCAACACAUCCAACAUCACUCAACUACGGCCAAGAUAGCAAUUCAAACUUUGCAAUACAGUCAGAAGACUUCCCAGCAUUGCCGGGUAGCCAAGUGGUCGCACUACGUCAAGAUCAUGAAGAUGGACGCAUCAAGACAAUUAGCGCAUUCAGCAGAGCCAGAGUUUUGCCACAAAACUGAAUGACAGCGCGCAGGCCCCCCAUAGUACAGUACUCGAAGAAUGCAGUUCUCUGCGUUGUGUAGCGUACAACAACUCACCUGAAGAUCAACUCCAAUUCAGGUUGCCCCGAGAGCUUAAAUCAAGGCGCACUGGUCACUGGUCUGAUGGCGGGAAAUGCAAUUGAUGUUGAUUUGACAAAAAAAGCGCGAAAUUACCGUGAGAUCCUUGUCCUUUGUUUGACUGUUGACAUCAUCUCAUUUGCAAGUAAAUGUAGACACGCAUGAACCAUCAGCGUCGCGGGGUGCGGUGAGUUCAUGUUCGCACGCUUGAUGUGAAAAGCAUUACCUAGGUAUCAUCAAGUUGCAGUCUAUCCACUGCCGCUUUUGAUCGUCAUGCAUCAGGAUUAGCAGCACUAUCGCCAGACUCCUUAAAUGAUCGAGGGCAUUGUGAUAUGCGUGGACAUAGUAAUAAGCCAGAGCCUAAUCGUGCAUCUCGUGUGGUUGAUGUCGGAUUAGCUUCGAGAGCAACUCGUGUUCGACUAACAUCAACAAUUAAAGGUGCCAGUAUACUAUCUUCUGAUUAUUGGCGCUCAUAAACAUUAAAGGCAAUGCUGAUGCGGAGAAUCAAACCAAAUAUGGUUUGCUUGGCUUGCUUGAUGUCAUCCGCAUGACAAACGCAGAUCUAAAUACACUCGCUCUCGGCUCCGACCUAACCACACUUGGACUUAACUUAAACUCCUCUGAGUGUUUGUAUUCAACUUUUGCAUCACCCUGGGCGGAAGCACCUAUUACACGAGAACCUCAAUUCUCCCUUCCGCUGUGUUACUACAUGCAACCGCCUCCACUAAAAACGCAAUACCUGAGCCAAAACAAGUUGUGUUUAGCCUUACUUACAGCACCGUCUUUCGUGAGUCAUUAUGCAACAUAGGUCACAUUUGUCCAAGUUUCAACUAGAAACACUAUUUUACAUAUUUUAUGCCAUGCCCAAGGAUGUGAGUAACUUACGACGAGUAAAUAAACAAAAUGGGUCUCGAAUAGGUUCUUCAGGCUUAUGCUGCACAAGAGCUGUGAGACCGACCACCAUGUGCAGACUUUCUUGAUAUGGAUGUCAUAGGUACAAUCGAGAAUGGCAGUAUCAUCAGGAUUUGAAACUCUGGCAAUACAUUUAAUAAUCAAAGUCACACAGACUUCGUAUAUAAUAGGUUCAAGCGCAGUUCUUCUGCAGAUGGACUCAAUUUCUCUAAUAACCAAUAUAUAUUUUUUGAUAUCAAAACGUGGGAAUGCCGCGUUUUUUCGAACAUGCAUGCAGCAGGCACUUAGCCAGGGCAAUCCAACGAUUCAUUUGGAGCGUUCAGAUAUCUUAUAGGUAACUUUUCCAGUGGGCUCUUACACGAAGAUAGUGUUCGUGUUAAAUUUAUGAAUUCAUCAUGACUUGGCGUGCGCUCACUCACACAUAUGAUCCUACAAGAGGCGAGCUAUUGGACUGCAUUUGCAUUCCGGGUACUGGACACUUGGAAAUUUAAGUGCAGACGAAUGCAUAUGUAGCUUAAAUCAAUUCAAAGCAAGGAUUUUGUAACAUGGAAAUCGACUCAUGCUUAUACCGCACACACACACUUACUGUGGAGUUUUCUAGUGCAUCAUUAUGAUUAUCAUCGUAAUUUGAAGGUGCGGCAGCUUGUUGGAAACCAAUCUACAAGUUUAUGACUGAAUCUAUUCUUAGUGCAGCCUCUACGUGCAGCUAGUAAAUCCAAGGAUUGCUGCUACAACCCCGACUCGCCGGGGCACGAUCGGCCUGGCCCAGGGACUGUGCUAAAAAAACUCUUGGGGCCUCGCAGCGGAAUAUCGCAGAACGGCUGCGGCUGCCCGUGUAACAGUCUAGCAUGCGUUCGUAGCCCCCCCCCCC
Molecule: messenger RNA, 3192 nt
Organism: Pelagomonas calceolata
Lineage: Eukaryota; Pelagophyceae; Pelagomonadales; Pelagomonadaceae
Source: the annotation of a GenBank genome assembly